Messenger RNA from Manis pentadactyla (Chinese pangolin), 1470 nucleotides. It is a transcript of the gene SLC25A33, whose product is annotated as solute carrier family 25 member 33. The transcript has 7 exons. Gene Ontology annotation, molecular function: pyrimidine nucleotide transmembrane transporter activity. The coding region runs from base 228 to 1193 and encodes 321 amino acids. Gene Ontology annotation, biological process: pyrimidine nucleotide import into mitochondrion. Gene Ontology annotation, cellular component: mitochondrion. The record is from RefSeq and is a predicted model, not a curated record. NCBI's taxonomy places the organism in Eukaryota, Metazoa, Chordata, Mammalia, Pholidota, Manidae.
UGACUGUCGCGCGCGGGGCUCCCGCUGGCUGCCGGGCUCGCGCCGCAGAGGGCGGUGAGGCGCCGGCGGCCACGCCGCGGAGGGCGCGGAACGGAGGGUCCCGCAGUAGUGGCGCGCGCAUGGAGGCGGCGCUGGCGGCCUUCUGAGGGCAGCGGAGCCGGUCACGCAGCGCAUCCUUCGAGCCGCCUCGCGCCCGUGGCACCCGGCGGCGACGGGCCGGCGCGGCCAUGGCGACGGGCACUCAGCAGAAGGAGAACACGCUGCUUCACCUCUUCGCCGGCGGGUGUGGGGGCACAGUUGGUGCUAUUUUUACUUGUCCACUAGAAGUUAUUAAGACGAGGUUGCAGUCUUCGAAAUUAGCUCUUCGGACAGUCUAUUAUCCUCAGGUUCAUCUGGGGACCAUUAGUGGAGCUGGAAUGAUGAGACCAACGUCAGUGACACCUGGACUCUUACAGGUCCUAAAGUCAAUUUUGGAGAAAGAGGGACCAAAGUCACUUUUUAGAGGCUUGGGUCCAAAUUUGGUUGGAGUUGCACCAUCAAGGGCUCUCUACUUUGCAUGUUACUCCAAAGCCAAAGAGCAGUUCAAUGGCAUUUUCGUGCCUAACAGCAACGUUGUGCAUAUUUUCUCAGCUGGCUCUGCAGCUUUUGUCACAAAUUCCUUAAUGAAUCCUAUAUGGAUGGUUAAAACCCGGAUGCAGCUAGAAAGGAAAGUGAGAGGCUCCAAGCAGAUGAACACACUCCAGUGUGCUCGCUACGUUUACCAGACGGAAGGCGUCCGUGGCUUCUAUAGGGGACUAACUGCCUCAUAUGCUGGGAUUUCAGAAACCAUAAUCUGUUUUGCUAUUUAUGAAAGUCUAAAGAAGUAUCUGAAAGAAGCUCCCUUAACCUCUUCUACAAAUGGGACUAAGAAAAAUUCCACAAGUUUUUUUGGACUCAUGGCCGCUGCUGCUAUUUCUAAGGGGUGUGCCUCCUGUGUUGCUUAUCCACAUGAAGUCAUAAGGACACGGCUCCGGGAGGAGGGCACCAAGUACAAGUCUUUUGUCCAGACUGCUCGGCUGGUCUUCCGGGAAGAAGGUUAUCUUGCCUUUUAUAGAGGACUCUUUGCCCAGCUCAUCCGGCAGAUACCAAAUACCGCCAUUGUGUUGUCUACCUAUGAGUUAAUCGUGUACCUCUUAGAAGACCAUGCUCAGUAACAGGCCAGAAAAUUGUGCUCUAGAAGAGUAAAACUGAAAAACUCUAGAGAAUUUUUUUUUUCCAUUGAUGGUUAGGAUAUUUGAAACCGAAACAGGAAAGCCCAUAAAAUAUCUGGCUCAUAUCACCUGUUGGACAGUUCCUUUUGGAUUCCUGCUUUCUGGAAGGUGUAAAUUCAUUAACGUUAAUAGUUAAUUAUAACUUUUGUUUUUCUAACUUAAGAGGAUUCGGGAUUAAGCAGCAGCUAAAUUAAAUCACACUAUUUAAUUUAAGUAUAAA